GUUCCUCCAUCGGUACCCAGUGCGCACGCCGGCCGCUCGCCCCAGCUCCGCAAACCCGAACCCGCGCCAAGGAUGUGAACCACGCCCGGCGGCUGUUCGCAGUCCGGUCGCUCGCUCCGCCUCCCCUGCCUGCGGGAGCGUGGGGGCUUCUGCCUAUCUUUGCUCGCUGUUCCGCGCCCGUCUUGCGCUAUCGAUGCCACCGGCUUCGACUUUUGGGGGGAUGCGUGCCGCAGGCUGAACGUUGCCAGGUUUUGCCAGGUCCCAAGGCCUCAGGCUGCCAUCGUGACGGCGUCAGCCAACUUGUUAUUACCUGUUUCCGGUGUGUGUGUGUGUGUAGAUCCGCCACGCUGGCUAUAGAGCAUCAUCAUGCCCUUCAAAGAUCCGUUCGCGUCGCUCCGAACCCAUCCCCUCACCCCACGAAGGACUAAAGCCCAUCCGCCCCGUCUCGUCGGUAGCCUGCGCUUGCGCUCCACCUGCAUCGCCCUGCGUCAGUGGAAACCAUGUCUGUCGUUUCACUCGCCGUCUCCGAAAACAAUCCGGUCACCGUCGACGAUCUUCGCGCCACCGUCGGCAAAAUUGGUGACAUCGACAUCAGGGAAGAGGAGGAAACGGAUUACCUACGUUUCCUUCAAGCGCUCUACGACUCUGUACAGCCGCUUCUGGACGAAGAAGAUUACUAUCCGGUCCCGGAUCGUGAGCGGUUUCCUCGACAGAACGUACACUUUCCAAACCCCGAGGAUAAUCAGUUGGGCGCUUGGGCCUGGAGGUACACGCUGAAGGAUGUGAAAACGGAUGCGACGAAAACCGGGCCACUGGCCGGACGCACCGUCUGCCUCAAAGAUUGCAUCGCCGUGGCCGACGUACCCUGCCUCAUGGGCACAGAUGUCGUCACAGACUGGGUGCCGAAGCUUGACGCAACGGUUGUCACCCGUCUGCUCGAGGCCGGUGCGACCAUCGUCGGCCAAGCCGUUUGCGAAAGCAUGUGCACCUUCGCCGCCUCGUUCUCCGCCGCCACAGGGCCCGUUCACAAUCCGUACUGCAGAGGGCGAAGCGCCGGCGGCUCGUCCUCGGGAUGCUCUGCCUUAGUCGGUGCAGGCCUCGUCGAUCUGGCGGUUGGCGCGGACCAGGGUGGAAGCAUACGCAUGCCCGCGGCGCUUUGUGGUUGCGUCGGUCUCAAGCCGACAUUUGGACUGGUGUCUUACACUGGGAUAGUGUCCAACGAACCUACGAACGAUCAUGCAGGUCCAAUAACCUCCAAUGUCCUCGACAAUGCCUUAAUGUUGCAAGUCAUCGCGGGUGCCGACAACAUCGACGACAGGCAAGGUCCGGGAACACCCUUCCCCGGAUCGGUGCCUCAGUAUUACUCCCUGCUGCUCGCCUCCCGGAUCCAGGGCGUCAAGGGCAUGAAAAUCGGCCUCCUGCGCGAAGGACUCGACAUGCCAGCCAUGGACCCGCGCGUUCGUGCCAGGGUCGUAGAGACCUGCAUGAAGUUCCAGGCACUCGGGGCCGUCGUUGAAGAGAUAAGCAUACCUAUCCACAAUCGCGGACCGGCGUACCACCUCGCUGCCACGCGCAUGGCGGGCUAUAUGGGCAGAAUCGGCGCAACAUGCAGUCGGAGGCAGCUCUACCUGAACGAUCUGCAAGACAAGUUUUUGCCGUGGACGCAGGAAAAGUGGGACAAGUUAUUCCCCUCUGCAAGUAACCUCAUGUUAAACGGAUUGUAUUUGUGGGACAAGUAUCCAACGCUGUACGGAAAAUCUCAAAACCUUCUACGAAAACUGCGUGAUGCUUACGACGAGCGUCUACGCGAGUACGAUAUCAUCGUACUCCCUGCCGUCCCCGCUCCGGCAAACACGCUUGCUGACGCGAACGCAACGCCAGCUGCCAAGCUCGCGAAGACCGUUGGACAGAAUCUGAACUGCGCCAUGUUCAACCAAACGGGACACCCUGCGUUGGUUAUGCCCAUAGGGAUGCUGCCGCCGGCCGAGGGUCCGGCAGACUUGAAGUUGCCCAUCUCUCUGCAAAUCAUCGGGAAACACUACGACGAGCUGACAAUAUACCGCGCUGCGCUGGCCUUAGAGGAUCAUUUGGGUGAUUGGAAGGCUCUCUGA
Messenger RNA from Punctularia strigosozonata HHB-11173 SS5, 2111 nucleotides. RefSeq names its product amidase signature enzyme. The transcript is spliced from 10 exons. NCBI's taxonomy places the organism in Eukaryota, Fungi, Basidiomycota, Agaricomycetes, Corticiales, Punctulariaceae. The coding region runs from base 501 to 2111 and encodes 536 amino acids. Gene Ontology annotation, molecular function: catalytic activity. The record is from RefSeq and is a predicted model, not a curated record.